AUUGAUGUUGUAAUAGCCGAAUAAAUUGGUCUAUAACUCUAAUGGGAUGAAAUUAAGUGAAUAUGGGUAGCAUCAUCAGCUCAAACACUAAAAAUAAUAGUGAAUAUACUACAGAUGGAAAUGUAAAUUCUACACCUGGCGAAAGAGAUUUUGGAUAUAUAGAGUUCGAUGGAAGUGAUGGCAAAACUUGCCCCACUUGUCAAGGCACGGGGCGAAUUUCUAGACGUCAAGAAGAUGAACUUGUGGCCCUGAUUCCAUAUCAUGACAAAAGACUAAAACCUCGCAGAACCACAAUGUAUGUUAUGUUGGCCAUCAUUGUGUGCUUGAUAAUAUGUGGACUUAUACUGUUCUUCAUUCUACCAAGAUCUGUCAAAAUAACAGAAGGAAAAAUUGCGAACUACUCGGUGAAUAUAAACACCAAUUUGUCAUCCACGGUUAUUAUAGCUACCAACCAGUAUAACAUUACAAACACCAACUAUUUUCACGUACAAAUUACAAAAAUUUCAGUUGAAGCAUUUUUUGAUCAAGUGCAAGUUGGCACUGGGAAGUUGAAGCACGGCCCUGUGGUUGUACCCCCAUUAACAAACAACUUUCCUGUCAAUAUAACUGUUCAAAUGACAUUUGAUAAAACUAAUCAGUUAGACUUUAUGAGUAGUUUGUGUACUAAUGAUAAGCGACGAGUGCAUGAUAUUGUGAUUAAAUUUCAAGCAACACAAACGUCAAAGUACCUUUCCCAUACUGAACAGGAUACAAUAUCCUCAUAUAAGUACAUAGAUUGCAGUCCUACUCCCCCACCACCUAAAGCAAAGAAUAAGAAGUCUUAAUUGUCCAAUUCAUAAUAAUAUUGGUACAUCAUUAUUUUCUCAUGAAUUUCACUUUUCAUUGUGACUCCUCUUGAUUUAGGUAUUCUGAUGUCUCGCAUUGAUGUCAUUCUUCUUAUAUUAUUUUUUUAUCAAAUUUGUGAUAGGAAGUUAGUAAAAUGAUAUACUUUGUAUGCUUCAAACAUUUACACCUACAUUAGAUUAAGAGGAUGUAUUAACGGUGUAAUAGGAUUCUGAAUAUCUGACAAGACUGGUGCAAUAAUAUAUUUGUAGGCAUGGUGGUUAUGUAUUUCAUAUUAUUGAUCGUUUUCAAGAUUUCAAACCAUUUCAACUUAAUUUCACCAAAUAGCUCAAAACAACUUCUGAUAGUGUAACUUUAAUAGAUAUUUAAGUAGCCAUUUAUUUGAUAGAUCUUGGCCCUGUAUUUUUUAUUACAAGAGUAAAAAAUGAAAACAUUAGUAUGAAUAGUUAAUGUAAUAUUAAUUUUGAAGCAAUGUUCAAUAUGGCGGCAAACAAAAGCAGGAAGUUAUCUGCAUUACUUCAUAGAGCCUUUAUAUUGAUCAAGUGUUUGGAUCUCUAUUCUGAUAUCAUGAACAAUAUGUUACACAUGUAUUGAAUAUCAUGUAGAAAUCUGCAUGCAAUGGUUAAUUCUGUAUUCACAGGUGUAUCGAUCUCUCUUUUUUUUCCUCAAAAAGUUACCAGAUAUGCUUAAUAUUUUUUUUAUUUUGUUUUCAUUAGCGUGUAAUUUAUGUCUCAUUCUUACUGCCAAGGCGUUAGGGAUCACUGCUUUGCUUGGAAGCAUAAUUUUGUGUAGUCAAAUCAAAUUGUCAGUAGUAAAACAUUAGACAUAUUAUAUACUACAUUUAGCUGCCUCAUCAAUGCUUCGCUGCUGGGUAUGUGGUAUCAUAACACUGCAGUAAAAAUAUAUCAAAUUCAAAUAUCCAAGUCAAAAAAAUUAUGCAGUAUUCGGCCUAUGGUUCAAAUUUUAUAUAUUAAUAACAGGAAAUAAUUUAUUUAGAAUGUGUCUUUAUAAAUUGUAAUUUAUGGAACAUCGGUCUUAUAGGUCUAUUUAAUCUAUUUUUAUAGUCAUUUUUGGGAUGUGUCAAAUAAUUCACCCAAUAGUACUUUACAGACUAUUCCAAUUUAAUAAAUGACUGUAGUUUGAAUGCCAUUUUGCUGUAGCGAAUUUUAAUAUCUUCUGAUAGUCAUUGUAAAAGCAUUUUUAUUCUGAUAGUCAUUGUAAAAGCAUUUUUAUUGUAUUUAUUAUUCUUGAUUGGCCCAUAUCUUUGUUACAGCAAUCAGUACUUAUUACUUAAUAUUAGUACAUUAAUUGCGAUUACCUGGUAUUUUCCAAGAUCAAUUUGUACUCAAAUAUCUUGAUUGGUAAAUACUACUAAUUGGCAUUUCUGCAUAAUCGGUGCUGUGAUAUUUGAUCAUAAGUAACAUUCUGAUGUACCAUCUCAUUAUCUUUUUUUUUGUAUUUUUGCUUGAUAAGAUGUGCAUUUUUUGGACGUGAAGGACAGAUAAUCAGUUAACACUGUGAUAUAAGUAAUGAUACACUAUGUUGGGGGAAGUCGAUUUGUAAAUAAGUUGUCCAGCUAUUCAUUGUCCAGAGAGAGGUAUAUACUAUUUCAGCUUAUCUCCAGAAAAAGAUUUAUGCACAUUGUCAUUACAUUUACGUCAACUUGAUUAUUGUUAGUUCUAAAUUUGUCAAACAUUCGUGUGGAUAUUUUUAUUAGCUUGCCUUGAACGUACAUGAGAGAGUUUAUUUAUUUUUUAUGUUACGGAAAUGUCAUUGUUGAAUAACAACCAUACUUUGAAAAAUA
Molecule: messenger RNA, 2647 nt
Organism: Styela clava
Lineage: Eukaryota; Metazoa; Chordata; Ascidiacea; Stolidobranchia; Styelidae
Product: transmembrane protein 106B-like
Source: RefSeq, a predicted model, not a curated record